Paramuricea clavata is the source of this 375-nucleotide messenger RNA. Lineage: Eukaryota; Metazoa; Cnidaria; Anthozoa; Malacalcyonacea; Plexauridae. The record is from the annotation of a GenBank genome assembly.
AUGACGUAUCAACUGGUAACGAACAAAACGAAUGCGGGCGAUCAAUUUUUAUCAGAUAAAAAAUUAGAAAUAUAUUUCCAUUUAAUUAAACUGACGAAGAUGUUUUGUUCGCAUUGUGGGCAAGAGAAAGACAAAAAUGCAAAUUUUUGCAAGAGUUGUGGAGCAAGUGUGUCAGAGAAUAAAUCUUCGCCUUCGUCCUCAACUAGUCAGCAACCGCUAAGUUUUAAAGAGUACUUAGAGAAGAAGAGUGAAGCCGGUGGAAGCAGUUCCAGUGCAGGCAGUGUUGAUACGUCCGCAUUCAAAAAUAUUAAAAAAAGGAAGAAAAAUGAACGCUUAAGUCAGAUUAAACAGGAAAAGAAAGAUGAAAUCGUGAAG